AUCCAAUGUAAAUUGUUUAGACGCAGUGUUUUGUAAUUCUUUGGUAGGCAAGUAUGAUAUUUUUAGAGCUUUUCACAUAACAAUUACUGUUCUGCUUCUUGAUUCCUACCCAUUACCCCUGACAUUUUGUCUUUGCCCAUAACUUGUCUCAGUUAGUUAUGCUAUGUAAAUUGACAGACAUACCAGUUCUGAACAUGCAGCUUCUUCUGUCAGCUAAACUAAUGAUGGUGAAUAACUAGGGAUGCUGAAAGGGCACUCUCAAACCCUGGAUUUAUUUUCCUGAUGCCUCCCUGGUGCUGGCAGUCGUUUCCAUCUGAUUGUACAGGGAGGCAGUUCUGGGAGCUAAACAGAAGCUUGGUGACUUGUUAAUGAAGGGUUAUGCUGAUGGCAGAUACCAUUUGGCAGGAAUAGCCUCCCAUAAAGACCUUUGCAGGUGGAGUUACUACGCAGAACACAAUAAAGGUGCCAAACUGUAAACACUAGGAAUUGAAUCAUUAAUGCCAAAGAGGCAAUGACAGGAGAAAAGGGGAAUACUGUUCCCUUGUUUAUGGCUUUCUGCUCUUCUGUAAACAGCGUUAUUACACAUAAGAGUGCAAAUAACUCUGCUCCAAGGGUUUGUGUGUGAUAAAAUAAUCUCCAGUAGAUAGCAGUUUUGCUAUUUGGAAGAUCUGCAGGUGAGUACAUGGGCAAGUUUUGUGCUUUUGUUGCAGCAUUUUGUAAUUUGGGCAUUGUUGUGUUGAACUGUAGUUUACAUAUGCUUUCAUGUAUAUCCUAAUACUGAAGGUUUUCAUUGUUUAUUUAUUUUUUUUAAAUCUUUGCAGUGUCCAUAGGGGUGAGCUCAAGCCUUGCAUUCUGCAACAUUUAGGAGCAUAUCUGGUUGAGAGCAUCUUGUAACUGCAAAAUCCCAAAGGUACAUGAUGCUAAAAGGAUUCAAGCUAGAUAGUGGAAGGGUAAAUAAGGCAGGAAGUAAGUUUCCUGUCAACUGUGUAUCUCAGUGAUGUGCUUAAUGUACCUUUCUGUCUGCAAGUGACAAUCUGCAUACCUCUUCUUGCAGUAGGUGACUCUAGGAAGUAAUUGCCACAAAUGCUUAUAUGGAAAUGGGGUGAGGGCUUUGAGUAGCAGCUGUACAGCUUGAAGACCACUCUGUCAAAUGAUCUUUAAGUAUUAUCUACAGAUAACAUUCCAUAGGACUGCUUAGCAGAUGCAACUCACAGAGGUAUUUCUUAGCAAGCACACUGAUGUUGCUUGAGUUCUUGUGGAGCUCUGAUGAUAAAAACGCCCUGUCUUUAUCAGUACCAUAAAAGGCAUUGACACAGCCUGCAGUCUAUUUUAAAACUCCUCUUUCAGUGAAGACCCUUUGUUUGAAUUAACACAAGCUGGUUUUGGAGAUCUAAAAGGUCAUCUUAUAGAAACACUUUGAUUCUGAGGAUGAGAAAGAUGGCACGUGUAGGAAGUAAGAGUGAGGCUAUGAGGCAAGGAUCUUUGAUUCAUUACCAGCUGGUGAACAUGGAUGAACACUGAUAAUCACCCUUUUGUCAUAAUACGGCUAAAGGUCCAGGAUCAGAGGAAUGAACAGGAAAAUGCAGACUAUUCUUUCUAACCAGAGAACAAGGGAAAUAUUUAGUAAAUGUGUAAGGGUAAAAAGCGCUAACACUUUUCUUCCAUAUUAGAAGCCAAAAUGUUGAUCCCUGUUCUGGAAUUGUCAUCUAGGAAUUUGGACCAUAUAUCCCACUUAGUCUAGUACAAAAAAAGAAGUCAGCCUUUCUGCCAAAGCACCCACGAUGACUAGGAGAUUGAUCAGUGAUACAUGGAUUUGUCUUUAUAUACAGCAGUUCACAAAGAUGAGCCAGAAGAGGUGGAGAGACACUACACCACCUGACAGAGUGCAGAUAAACAGCUGUGAUUUUUUUUGUCAACAUACUGCUCUUAUGUGUCUUUUGACAGGGUUGCAGCAUCUUUUCCACAGCGCAUGCUGUCCUGGCUUCUGUGAGGUUUGGGAACAGCCCUUCCUUUGAGAACAACCAGCCUUGCAGAGUCAUGCCUGUGAGUAUUUCACCAGUGCCAUAUAUCACAAUUGAUGAGGUAAACAUUACCAAAUGAGGAGAAAAGGAAGAUGUCAUCGGGUAUCAGCAGCAAGGCAUUCUUCUUCCCCAUGCAGUAUUAAGCACUCCCCCACGCGAGAAACCUUGACAUACGCUCAAGCUCAAAGAAUGGUUGAAAUAGAAAUUGAAGGUCGCCUGCAUAGGAUCAGUAUCUUUGAUCCUUUAGAGAUUAUAUUAGAAGAUGAUCUUACAGCCCAGGAGAUGAGUGAAUGCAACAGCAAUAAAGAAAAUAGUGAAAGACCACCAGUAUGUCUAAGAAGCAAACGGCAUAAAAAUAACAAAGUGAAAAAGAAAAAUGAAGCUCUCCCGAGCUCACACGGUAUACCUGCUACAGCAACUCCUCUUCCAGAACCAAAAGUACGGAUUGUUGAGUACAGUCCCCCUUCAGCUCCACGGAGACCUCCAGUUUAUUACAAAUUCAUUGAGAAGUCAGCAGAAGAACUUGAUAAUGAAGUUGAGUAUGACAUGGAUGAAGAAGAUUAUGCAUGGUUAGAAAUAAUAAAUGAGAAGCGGAAAAGUGAUGGAGUGUCAGUUGUUUCACAAAAUAUGUUUGAAUUCCUUAUGGAUAGGUUUGAAAAAGAGUCUUAUUGUGAGAACCAAAAACAGGGUGAUCAUCAAUCUUUAAUUGAUGAAGAUGCGGUGUGUUGUAUAUGCAUGGAUGGUGAAUGUCAGAACAGCAAUGUAAUCCUGUUUUGUGAUAUGUGUAAUUUAGCAGUACAUCAGGAAUGCUAUGGGGUGCCAUAUAUACCUGAGGGCCAGUGGCUCUGCAGACACUGUCUGCAGUCCCGUUCUCGGCCUGUAGACUGUGUGCUGUGCCCAAACAAGGGAGGUGCCUUUAAAAAGACAGAUGAUGAUCGUUGGGGACACGUGGUGUGUGCUUUGUGGAUUCCAGAGGUUGGAUUUGCCAAUACAGUUUUUAUUGAACCAAUUGAUGGUGUCAGGAACAUUCCCCCAGCCAGAUGGAAGUUAACAUGCUACCUCUGUAAACAGAAAGGUGUUGGUGCCUGCAUCCAGUGCCACAAAGCAAACUGCUAUACUGCAUUCCAUGUGACGUGUGCUCAAAAGGCCGGUCUAUAUAUGAAAAUGGAACCUGUGAAAGAACUAACUGGCAGUGGGACAACAUUCUCUGUAAAAAAGACUGCCUAUUGCGAUGUACAUACUCCACCAGGUUGCACACGGAGACCUCUAAAUAUUUAUGGAGAAGCUGAAAUAAAAAAUGGUGUUUGUAGAAAGGAGGGAUCUGUCAGAACUGCUAGGUCUACAUCAAAAGUCAGAAAAAAGACAAAAAAAGCCAAGAAAACCGUGGUUGAACCCUGUACAGUUAUGCCAACGGUAUCUGCUCCUUAUAUCCCCCCCCAGAGAUUAAAUAAGAUUAUGAAUCAGGUGGCCAUUCAGCGGAAGAAGCAAUUUGUUGAACGAGUGCACAGUUACUGGUUGCUUAAAAGACUGUCUAGGAAUGGUGUUCCUCUGUUGAGAAGGCUGCAGUCCAGUUUACAGUCACAAAGAAACACACAACAGAGAGAAGAUGAUGAAGAAAUGCAAGCCUUAAAAGAAAAAUUGAAGUACUGGCAAAGGCUGCGCCAUGAUCUUGAAAGAGCACGUUUGUUGAUUGAACUUAUACGUAAGCGUGAAAAAUUAAAAAGAGAACAGGUCAAGAUUGAGCAGGUUGCUCUGGAACUUCAGCUUACUCCGUUUACUGUACUUUUGCGAUCAGUUCUGGAUCAGCUGCAGGAAAAGGAUUCUGCUCGGAUAUUUGCUCAGCCAGUGAACCUUAAGGAGGUUCCAGACUAUUUGGAUCAUAUUAAACAUCCUAUGGAUUUCUCUACCAUGCGAAAACGGUUAGAGGCUCAAGGCUAUAAAAACCUCAGUGAGUUUGAAGAAGACUUCAAUCUUAUCAUAGAUAACUGUAUGAAAUACAAUGCAAAAGAUACAAUAUUUUAUAGAGCGGCAGUGCGGUUACGAGAUCAAGGAGGUGUAGUUCUCAGGCAAGCUAGGCGAGAUGCUGAAAGCAUUGGUUAUAAUAAUGAAACUGGAAUGCACUUACCUGAACGGCCUAAACUUGAGUCACCCCAGCCUUUCUCUUGGGAAGAUGUGGAUAGGUUACUGAAUCCUGCAAACAGAGCGCAUAUGUCCUUGGAAGAACAGUUGAGAGAGUUGCUAGAAAAACUUGAUCUGACCUGUGCAAUGAAAUCCAGUGGGUCGAGGAGCAAAAGAGCAAAGCUGUUAAAGAAAGAAAUCAGCAUUAUUCGCAACAAACUUAGUCAGCAACACAACCAAGCUCCUCAAAUAGAAUCAGGUAUUGGAAGUUUUGAAGAAGAAGGUCCAGCAUUAGAACAAGAUGGAGAAGAGGAAGGAGAUAAAUCUCCCCCUAAACUUGAACCAUCAGAUGCAUUACCUCUUCCUUCAAACUUGGAGACUAAUUCAGAACCACCAACCCUCAAACCAGUAGAACUCAAUCCAGAGCAGAGUAAGCUUUACAAAAGAGUAAAAUUUGAUAAUGAAUUAUAUAGCACUUCCAUUCAGAAAGAAAUAAAUGGACACACUCCAGAACACUUACUUGACAGUAAUCUCAAUGAGUCGACUGUUUCUGCUGUAGCUGAGUCAUCAACUGAUGUAAACAGACGUACAUCCAUUCUCUUCUGCAAAUCGAAAAGUAUAAGCCCCCAAAAGUCUGCAAAGAACACUGAAACCCAGCCAACUUCUCCACAGCUAGGGACCAAAACCUUUUUGUCUGUAGUCCUUCCAAGGUUGGAGACACUUCUGCACCCAAGGAAAAGAUCAAGGAGUGCAUGUGGAGAUUCUGAGGUUGAUGAUGAGUCCCCUGUAAAGCGCUUGGAUACAGGUCUGUCAAAUGGUUUUGGAGAUGGAAGUAAAGAGAGAGCAUUAGAUGAUACUCCUGGAAGAAAAGUUGAACCUCGUCGCCGCUGUGCAUCAGAAUCUAGUAUUUCAUCUAGUAACAGUCUUUUGUGUAACUCAAGUUUCAGCCUACCAAAGUGUGGUAAAGGUAAACCUGCACUUAUACGAAGGCACACACUGGAAGACCGAAGUGAAUUAAUAUCAUGCAUUGAAAAUGGAAACUAUGCCAAAGCAGCAAGAAUUGCAGCUGAAGUUGGGCAUAGCAGUAUGUGGAUUUCAACUGAUGCUGCAACAUCUGUUCUUGAGCCUCUCAAAGUAGUAUGGGCCAAAUGCAGUGGAUAUCCCUCUUACCCAGCUCUGAUUAUUGACCCUAAGAUGCCUCGUGUUGCUGGCCAUCACAACGGUGUUACUAUACCAGUGCCACCUCUGGAUGUACUGAAAAUCGGAGAACAAAUGCAGACCAAAUCUGAUGAGAAACUAUUCUUAGUGCUAUUUUUUGACAAUAAAAGAAGUUGGCAGUGGCUUCCCAAAUCCAAAAUGGUUCCCCUUGGAAUAGAUGAGACCAUAGACAAGUUAAAAAUGAUGGAAGGACGUAACUCAAGCAUACGAAAGGCAGUAAGAAUUGCUUUUGAUCGUGCUAUGAAUCACCUGAGUAGAGUCCAUGGAGAACCAGUCAGUGACUUCAGUGAUAUUGACUAACAGAUUCUAUGAAGGCGUGAAACAUACCACACAGACUUGAACUCUACUAAUGACCCCCUUUUCUAAAAGAAUGUAUUGAAGAUACAACCCCUUAAUUGUUGGCUCAGUGGCUGAGUUCUGCAAACUUGAAAUAGUUGAGUAAAUCUCCUAAAUCACCAUUGCCAUAUUGAUUAAUGAUUUUACCAUGUUGUAGUUUGGAGGAUUUUCCACUAAACCUGUUAAAAUGUCUUGUUCAUAGUGUUCAUAAUUGUACAUAAAUGUAUAUUCAACACUUAACUUAUUCUGAUUUUAGAAGUAGCUCUUUUAAUUCCUUUUUUAAUUUUGCUGGGAGGGAGUUGGUUUUUGUUUCUGUGCUUUUUACUUUUCUUUCUUUCUUUAUGAGGUUAAGUUACCUAAGCGCCAUCUUCCAGCUGAAGGUGUUUAGUGAAUCUUCAAGCCUAAUAUCAAAAUGGCAUCAAAUAUAUGUUUGCCUAAAUCAUAUACAAUAUGGUGCUGCUUUGUAUCAUUUCUUCCUUGGUCUGUAGCUUCUGAAAAAGACUUCUGAAUGUUUGUGUAAAUCGUUGCUCUUUGCACAAAGUACCACAUAUUUAAGAUUGAUGUAAAUUUACAAUUACAAAUAUGUAUUUUAAGAAAGGAAGUUGCAUUAUUUUGGAGGGUACUUUGUGAGAAAGGCAUCAAAAAAAAUAUACUAUGUACAUCACUUGCAAAUCACCAAAAACACUCCAUUGUUGCCCAAAAUAACUUGAUUGUUUUUGUUUUAAACAAACCUGGCUUAAAGCCUGCAAGCACAUUAUUUCUUUCAAAGCCGUAUCCCAUUUAUCUCCCAUUGGUUUAAUUUUGUUUAUAUUUGUGCCUCCCUGUGUUUUAUUUAUUGUAGAAAAUGUAUUAAUUUGCUUUAUAAUGAAAAAUAAAAUUGACAAAUAUAUUGAUAUGCAUUUUUAUACAGGCACAUGAGAAGACAACUUGGUUUGGGAGAAAAAUGUAUUGGAAAUUGUAUAAAAAACUCGAUGGUUUGUGUGUAAUUCGGUUUUUUUGGUAACUUGUAAUCUUCUGUUUCCAAUGAGGGGAUUUAUGUAACUUUUAAUUUAGAACACUUUGGUAGCAAUAGAAACUUUGGAUACAUUUUUGUAUGGUACAUGUGAUGUAUAUAGAAUUAGUACUUUAUUUUUAUUUUUAAGAAGUAAAGCAUUAUGUUUGGGCAGGGGGAAGAAGGAGGGUGGGUUUCCAGAACUGCAUUUUUAUAUUAAAAAGAAAAAAAGUCAAGAUAUUGAUUGUUGUAGCUACUUUAUUCCUACCUUCACUGAGAUACUGAAUUUGUAACAAUGAAAAUGGCAAGGUAUGUUUGCAAUGUGAUUUAUAAUGACUCCAUUAUUUAUAAAUGCACUGUGUUUGAACUCUUUUGCAGUGAUAUCUUAAAUACUGUACCAAGUUAUAUAAUAUGAAACACCAAAUAUAAUGCAUAUGAAUGCACGAAGUAUUUAUGCCCAGCUUUUUUAUAAAGGAUUAGCAAAUACAGCAAAACCAAUACUUUUUAAAUCUUUUUUUAAAACUUCAUUGAAUAGCAUACUUCAUUGUUAAACCUGCUUGAAUCUUUAUUUUAAAGGGACAAUUACUUUUUAAAUAGUUUUUAAUGUUUUUAUUCUCUAUUGUUUGUAAUACCCCCUUAGAAGCUUGAAAUAAAAUUUCUUUCUCAACUGUUAA
Molecule: messenger RNA, 7358 nt
Organism: Pezoporus flaviventris
Lineage: Eukaryota; Metazoa; Chordata; Aves; Psittaciformes; Psittacidae
Gene: BRD1
Product: bromodomain containing 1
Exons: 13
Coding region: 2097-5657 (1186 amino acids)
Biological process (GO): regulation of transcription by RNA polymerase II
Cellular component (GO): nucleus; MOZ/MORF histone acetyltransferase complex
Source: RefSeq, a predicted model, not a curated record